GUUAUAUAUGAAUGGACAGCCAUUUGGGACACAAAUGAGAAAUCGAUCGUCAAAUCGAGAAAAGAGUGAAAAAUCUGUUUUCAAUUCAUUUGUUAUUAUAUUUGAAAACAAUUUAUUAAUUAAAGAGAUUUGCAUUUGAUUUGUGUUUCGAUGUCUUUCACAGGUUUUGGUCAAAUGGACGAUAUGUUUGGAAGAAUGGACCGAAUGAUGGCAUCAAUGAUGACAAACAUGAAUGACAUGUUAGUGAGGGAUCCGUUCGGCGCUCCCUUCCCACUGAUGCCGGCCUUCAAUCCAGCGAUGGAUCCCAUGUCUCGACUUAUGUCGCACUCCAACGCACUCUUCCCGACCUCUUCAAUAAGAAUGGACCGAAUGAUGGCAUCAAUGAUGACAAACAUGAAUGACAUGUUAGUCAGGGAUCCGUUCGGCGCUCCCUUCCCACUGAUGCCGGCCUUCAAUCCAGCGAUGGAUCCCAUGUCUCGACUUAUGUCGCACUCCAACGCACUCUUCCCGACCUCUUCAAUGUCUUUUAGUCAUCACAUGAGUCCUUCGUAUAGCACUUCUUACAGCACGUCUUCGUCGGUCUAUUCAAUGAGCACUGAUAUGAGCGGAAGGCCACAGAUCUACGAAUCGUCGCACUCGUCCCGAUCGGGUCCGGGAGGAGUCCGCGAGACGACUAGUAGUGUCCGCGACUCUCGCAGUGGUCUCCAGAAGAUGUCUAUCGGACGACACAUCGAAGAUAGGGCUCAUGUGAUGGAAAGGACUCGCAAUCAGUACACCGGAGAAGAGGAGGCGAACAAUGAGUACAUUAACAUUGAAGAGGAAGAGGCGCCGCAAUUCAACAAUGAGUUCAGACAACGCAUGGGUGCGUACGGACAGCACUAUCGACGGCCCCAAAUAGCGGCCCCUCCGACACAUCGGCCGCAACUGUUGGCACUUCCGGCGCCGAAUGCACGACAAGAAUCACCCGAAACUUCAUCUCAUUCUCAUAGACAGGAGAAGUCGUAUCGAAACCACAAAAUGUCUCAUAAGAAACAUUCAGAUAAGAAGACCAAAAAGCCAUACAAGAAGUCAUAAAAUAAUGUAUUAUAACAUGGAUUGUGUCAACUGUUUAUUAAAGGCAUUUUGAACAUAAUUUUGUCAAAUAUUUAAAUCAAUUAAUAAUUAUAAGUAAUUAAAUAAAUUUUGGGAUUUAUUAU
Molecule: messenger RNA, 1196 nt
Organism: Medioppia subpectinata
Lineage: Eukaryota; Metazoa; Arthropoda; Arachnida; Sarcoptiformes; Oppiidae
Source: the annotation of a GenBank genome assembly